Drosophila yakuba is the source of this 2958-nucleotide messenger RNA. RefSeq lists its product as uncharacterized. The transcript is spliced from 7 exons. The record is from RefSeq and is a predicted model, not a curated record. Lineage: Eukaryota; Metazoa; Arthropoda; Insecta; Diptera; Drosophilidae. Bases 818 to 2263 code for a protein of 481 amino acids.
CCUUGCGCGCUUUCAACUGCAAAGGUUGCCCUAGAAUAAAGGCACCUAACCGUUUAAAUCUGGCAGAUGCCCAAAACUUCAACAUUGUCCGAAAUUCGCCGAAAGCCAUAAAAACUUAACAAAUCCCCCAGUUUAGCACAAAGGGUCGUUUAACUUUUAACGACGCGACGGGGUAAUUUUAUUGCCGGAGUCGUGGCCCGAUAACAGUGAUAACAAAGUAGCCGCGUUAACCAAAAAAGUUUCACACUUUCCGUGCUCGAAAUCAAAAGGCGUAAUCGUAAAACGCGGCCAAGUGUUGCGAUUUAUGAGUUCACAAUCGUAAUUGAAUUUUAUGCGAAAACUUUCGGCCAGCUUUCUCUGGCAUUAUUGUGGCAAUAAAACCAAAACGCAAACAAAGGUCGUGAACAUAACGAAAAUUGCCGCCAAAAAUUGAUGCCAAGCUCAUGAACGGCGUACUCAACUUGCAGCUUUAAACGUGGCCGACUGGAGGAAAGCCCAAUGAAAAGUUUGGUUGCCCCCCAACCGAUUCAUUCCGAGUGGAGCAACAGCAACGGCAAGAGCAAGUGAACCCCUGCGGCUGGCCACCCAACCAAGCAACCACCCACCCAUCCACCCAUCCACCCACUUGCCACCCACUGUAGUCAAAUUUAAUAAAAGGCCGCGCAGAGAGUCUCGUGCUGGUGGUGACUGGAACUCGCUGCCAAUGUCCUGAAUUGUCCUCGCAGGCUCACGCAGUGCGACAAAAGCCGCCCGCAGCGCUUUUUAUAUGCGCACAUAAUUCAGAGCGUCGGCCAGUAACACCCGCUGCCAAAAGUUAAUGCCCAAAAGCGCGACCGCCACAAUGAUAACCAACAAUAAUUUGGAUUAUGACCAGGCCAGCGCCAGCAGCACAAUAAUAACAGGAGCUACAACGACCACCGCAGGCACAGUCGCCACAUCAUCGGUGGCCAUGAGCAACUGCGUCGGCAACAGCAACAGCAAUGGCAGCACCAGCAGCAGCAGCAACUCCUCGCCCACGGCGGACAACUCCAAUUCCAAUUCCAACUCCAGUUCGAAUUCAAACGCAAAUAUAAAUCGGAAUUUGCAUCAGCACACCAACUCAAACUCAAAUUCCAAUUCGUAUUUCAAUCGAUUCGACAAUCGCAUAGCUGCCAACUUGGCGGCCGUUUUAACCGGCGCAGGAGCCCGCUUUCGAUCCUCAUCCUGCAGCAAUCGCCAGCCAGCUGGAGUGGCUAAUGCGGCCAUGUUGAGAUCACCAUUGGCCACCAUUAGCCGCAGGACCAGUCUGGCCACGCCCCCUUCGCCAGCGAGUCUAGGACGACGCCGCCCACUGCAACUCUUCACGCACGCGAAUCUCAAUUGCAAUGACAACGAGAAGGUGGCCCAAACACCGAGCUCUGAUGAGGACAACUCGCCCACCGAACUAAACAGCUGCAAGCGACUGGCAGACAAGCCUCCUUUGGUCAAGCGCUUGACAAUGGGCUUGCUGCGCCAGAACGAGGAGUCACGCCCACUGGUGGGCGACAUGACCCCCUUGAGUGCGCCUCUGGACAUCCAGCCGGUGUACUCGAAUGGCUACAUCAACGAGGACUCCUACAUCGACAGCAAGUUCGGUGACUCGUGCCGCCAAUCCUUGACAGCCAUUCCGAUGCUGGACAACGUCAACCUGAACGACAACAACGAGUUUAACUUAAAGAAGCGAUAUCUGCGGGAAACGAGCAGCGCAAAUUCCAGUCCGAAAAUCUUCGCCAAUCGCCUGCGGAUGAACCAGGGUGCCAGUAACCAGCGGUGCAGCAGUUUGGCCAACGCCUUCGGCAAUGUGGGAUGCGAGGAGGAGGAUCUGGAGCUGAAAGAUGCCUGCUGGUACCAGGCGGGCAUUUCCAGGGACAUUGCCGUCGAGGUCCUGCAAAGCAAGAGCCCAGGUGCGUUUCUCGUGCGGAAGAGCAGCUCCAAGCCAGGAUGCUAUGCACUCACACUUCGCGUACCCUCGCCACCUGGGCCGAAAAUCGCCAACUACAUUAUCCUAAGAUCCCCAAGGGGCUACAAAAUCAAGGGCUUUCGCAAGGAGUUCUCCAGCCUGAAAGCACUGAUCACCCAUCACUCGGUGAUGCCCGAACUGCUGCCCGUCCCACUGGCCAUGCCCCGUCCCACCAAUAUGUCAUCCUCGCGGCGGAAUCUCGACGACUUUGAUACCUAUGACUCGCUGCAGAUGCUGCUGAAGUAUCUGCGUGCCAAGAACAUGGAGACGGAGCAGCAGCAGUAGCUAAUGGAGGAAAUCGAUCAACUGGUUGCGCAAAAUUACAUUUAAGUUAUGGUGCGUGCAAAAUAGUUUUGCUUGAAUCGAACCGAUACCGAGAAAAUGUGAUACUCUAUGAAAAAGAAAAACACAGACACUGCAAAUGAAACGCCUAGCUGAUAAAUGGUGAAAGUAUCUCUAGUUUAGUUUAGUUCGGGUUUUGGUUGUUCCCGCUUUUUUGGUUAAGUGUAUCCCAAAAAAAAGGCAUAGAAAAGUGCGUAAAGUAUUCAAUGGUUAUUCAAACAUUUAAGUGGAAAUUAUAAAUUGUCAUUUUCGAAUUUGAAUAAUUGUUAUAAAUAAAAAUUAACUUAUUCAAUUGGUCAGUCAGUCAGAAUGUUUACUUUUCAAUUUCCUUUGAGCACUUUCAACUGCAAGCCUAUAAAAAUAUUUAAAAAAAAAUUAUAUAAUAUUCCAAGUACGGAAAAGCUCUAUGUUAAAUGUUGUUGCUGCUUCCCACUGUUAAGCAUAAAUAAAUAUAUACCAAAUUGAAAUGCAUAUUUAAAUGUAAGCAAAACAGACACGAACCAAAAAUGUAAAUAAUUCACUACCGUAACACAAUUGAGUAAAUAAAGUUGUUUAAUUUAUAAUAAAAAAAAACAAAAAAAAAAAGUAAGCGAGAAACAAUAAAAAGGAAAACACAGAACACGAGUAAUAACAAUCAA